UGUGUAGCAAAACAUCAUGACGUUCAGGGCAGGGAAUAAACACACUGACUGACCCAUCUAUAGGAUGAUCGGCAAUCCCUCGCAAGCAUUGCCGAUAAACCCAGUGCCAAUUGUAACCCAAUGGGCUUUAGAUUAUUUAACAGAGGACCGCGAAGAUGAUCAUCGCCAGAGGAGGAAAUGCUGCGGCUGUUUGGGGUCAAUUCUACGCUGGAUUCCGGUGAUCUUCAUGGGCGCCAUUCUAGUCUAUUCGUACUAUGUGUAUGUGUGGCACUUGUGCCUGCAGAAAAUGACAAAUUAUAUCGUCAUGGGUGUCCUCCUGCUCUGGUAUCACUUGCUGCUGGUGAUGUUCCUUUGGACCUACUGGAGGAGCAUUUGGACGAGGGUCGUGCCCAUUCCGGAUGAGUGGAGCAUACCGGACGCCGACUGGCGCCGACUGCAGCGAGCCGACGGCCUGGUGGAGAGGCGGCGCAUACUGGUGGCCGUCGCUGGCAGUUUGCCCAUCAGCAUGUGCGAUCAGAACGGCGUCGUGCGGUACUGUGCGUACUGCCGGAUCAUCAAGCCGGAUCGCGCACACCACUGCAGGACCUGUCAGCGGUGCAUCCUCAAGAUGGACCACCACUGCCCCUGGGUGAACAACUGUGUGCACUUCCACAACUACAAGUUCUUCGUGCUGUUCCUGUUCUACUCCUCGCUCUACUGCCUGGACAUCCUAGUCACCCUGCUGCACCACCUCCACCAUGAGUGGGGAUUCGACUUUGACAAUGUGACCAUGGACUCGCUGCUGACCAUGGUCCCCUUGGUCUUUGCCAUGAUAUUCAGCAGCGCCGCGCUGAUAAUGCUCGGCAUCCAUAUCUACUUUGUGCUCGUGAACCGCACCACCAUGGAGUCGGCCCAUUCUCCCAUAUUCUGUGUGGCCGGCCGCACCAGGAAAAACUUCAGCCUGGGCCGCUGUGCCAAUUUCUGCGAGGUAUUUGGCUACAGAUGGUACCUGUGGCCGCUGCCCAUCUACAGCAGCUGCGGCAAUGGCCUCACCUUUCCCAUAUUCAAUAAUCGGGAUGGAUCUGUUAGUUCUACGGGUGUGUAGUCAAACGAGAGAAAUGAGCAAUGGAAUAUGCGAAAAUACUCGUAUCUAUUAAAGCAAAAUGCUCUGCCACGAGUGUUGUACUUCCAACACAACAACAAGGGAAACGGAAUGCUCCAUCAACAUCUUAAUUUACGAUUCAUUGGCAGCAAGUGCAUCUGCCACAACUGCAAUGCAGUCCCGCUGAGUGGCCACCAUCGAUAAAUCCUCCUCCACAUGCUGCGCAUUCCUUUGGGGUGCAAUUUCCACACAGUUCACAGUCGUUUAUAAAACGCUUAACAUUCGUGACAUAUUUCGCAUUUGGCUGGGCGACGGGCACAGAAAUUUAUAGACUUUAUCCAUUAGGAAAACAAUUACGAGUGCAAACAAUGGCCAGCGUCCACUAUAGCGGAGCGGGGCGGGAUGGGAAAGCAGGACUCCCUGGCCAGAGGCACAGCCAUAAGCAUUGAGCAUAUGUUGAGAUUGUCGCGCUGCCAGUUCAUUGUCCUGCCGGAGGAACCAGAGUCUGUGUGGUGUGGUGUGGUGUGUUGUGAGGAGAGGAAAAACUUUAUAUAUUUUCUUAUUAUUCUGCCACAGAAUAUGCGGCGAGUGGACACGCGAUGCUAGGGAUGCUAGGGAGGUGGCAUGGCGUUGGCGUUGGCGUUGGCGACUUCUUGACUG
Drosophila obscura is the source of this 1741-nucleotide messenger RNA. Its product is annotated as palmitoyltransferase ZDHHC15B. Gene Ontology annotation, biological process: peptidyl-L-cysteine S-palmitoylation; protein targeting to membrane. Gene Ontology annotation, molecular function: protein-cysteine S-palmitoyltransferase activity. Lineage: Eukaryota; Metazoa; Arthropoda; Insecta; Diptera; Drosophilidae. Bases 65 to 1084 code for a protein of 339 amino acids. The record is from RefSeq and is a predicted model, not a curated record. The transcript has a single exon. Gene Ontology annotation, cellular component: Golgi apparatus; endoplasmic reticulum.